CUCGCAUUGAAGAAUUGGAAACGGACUCGAUUAUUAAAAAUCAAGAUAUUAAAAAGCUUCAACAAGAAUUUAUUGAUUUCAAAAAUAGAGAUAAGAAAAGUAAUAAUUUGAGUAAAAAUGAGAAAGAAAACGAGGAUUUGAAAACCGUUAAAACGUUAAUUGAUACAAAUAUAUCGAAUCCACAAAAUUUCGAGGAUGUACAAGAAAUUUUCAAACAAUUAAAAUCUUAUCAUAGAGCAUUAACCAUCGCGGAGCGAAAAAAUAUUGCCCGUAAUGAACGUAUCCAAGCUUUAGAAGGCUUAUUAAAAGAUUCACAAAAUCAACUAGUUACCCAGAGUCAAAGAACAAUUACAAAAAAAGAACGGGAACGUUUGGAACAAACAAAAUCUCAAAUAUCCUCUACCUUUUCCGGCCUUACUUUUGGUAGCAUUGCAAAGCCUCUCCGAGGUGGUUUAUCAGUACAUGAGCAAUGA
Molecule: messenger RNA, 473 nt
Organism: Funneliformis mosseae
Lineage: Eukaryota; Fungi; Glomeromycota; Glomeromycetes; Glomerales; Glomeraceae
Source: the annotation of a GenBank genome assembly